GUAUGUCUCCUACAAUCAUCCAUACUUUUCAAGGUGAUUAAGCAAUACUGUUAAAGUAUCCAAACAAACAUGGGUGCAAUAACGAACUUUGUGAUUUGUAUUACUGCUGCUAUGGGAGUGGUCCUAAUUACAGUCAUCAGGAGAGGGAGGAAGCGAGUAAAGAAGGUUUACCCACCAAAUACGAUUGUCCACCAUCAAAUCGGUAGAGGUCCCUACGCGCCCAGUAUCACGCCGUUUGCUCUGAAGCUGGAAACCUAUCUCAGGAUGGCAAAACUCCCUUACUUGAAUGUGCACGAUCGUGUUCGAAGUUCUAAAGGAAAAUUAACCUGGAUAGAAGUUAAUGGAGAGGAGAUAGCAGACUCUGAAUUCUGUAUACAGUACGUCAAUAGGAAAUUUAAUGUUAGCCUGGACGAAGGCUUCUCUGAGGAGAACCGUGCGGCAGCAUUAGCUAUUCAGAGAAUGGUGGAUGAACAUUUAUAUUGGACACUGGUACUACAACGAUGGGUUUAUGAUUCCAAAGACGGAAUUAACAUCAGUAAAAUGUUAAAUUUUCCAUGGGUCAUCACUCCAACAUUACGAAAUUUUGUCAACAAACAGAGCUACGCCCAGGGAGUGGGCCGACACACGGAGGAAGAAGUUCAUCACGUCAUGCACGAGGAUCUAACGGCUUUGUCAAAGUUUUUAGGAAAUAAGAAAUUCUUACUUGGCGAUAGGGUGUGUCAAACUGACGGUGCUGUGUUUGGAAUGUUAGCUCAAUUCUACUGGCACAGUUUUGGGGGAUAUGGAGAAAAAUCCAUUAAAAAAUAUCCUAAUCUAUGUGACUACUGUGAACGCAUGAAGGUGGAAUUCUGGCCGGACUGGGACGACUGCAUUACGCAUGGAUGGACAAGGAAAGCGACGAAAUGAAGUCACAGUGUUAAUUAGCAUUACUAGACAUUUUAUAACAUUGCUAGAUGUACAUUGAUAGGAUAUUAAAUUACUAAAACUACACAGCGCAUAACAUUACUUAUCUACACAACGUAUAACAUUACUUAUCUACACAGCGUAAAACAUUAUCAUAUCGGCGGGUGUGACCGGUCGACAGGGAAUGCUUACUCCUCCUAGGCACCUGAUCCCACCCCUGGUGUGUCCAGGGGUACGUGUUUGCCCAACUAUCUAAUUUGUAUUGCUUAUAGGAGUUAUGAGGUUGAUCACUGCUCCUUAUUUUUACCUUUCAUCUACACAUUGUAUUACAUUACACAGCAUAUAACGUUACUUAUCUACACAGUGUAUAACAUUAUUUUAUCUACACAGUGUAUAACAUUAUUAUAUCUACACAGUGUAUAACAUUAUUAUAUCUACACAGUGUACAACAUUAUUAUAUCUACACAGUGUAUACACAGUGUAUAACAUUAUUAUAUCUACACAGUGUAUAACAUUAUUAUAUCUACACAGUGUACAACAUUAUUAUAUCUACACAGUGUAUACACAGUGUAUAACAUUAUUAUAUCUACACAGUGUAUAACAUUAUUAUAUCUACACAGUGUACAACAUUAUUUUAUCUACACAGUGUAUAACAUUAUUAUAUCUACACAGUGUACAACAUUAUUAUAUCUACACAGUGUACAACAUUAUUAUAUCUACACAGUGUAUACACAGUGUAUAACAUUACUAAAACUACACAGUGUGUAACAAUAUAAUAUCUGCACAAUGUACAUCGUUACUAGAUUUACCUCGUGUAUAGCAUUGCUGGAUAUACAAAGUAUAUGGCGUAAUCAAACCUAACAUCACAUAACUUCUCAAAUCAAAAGCAUCAAAGUGUAUCACUGUUCAAUACUUUACAUUACCAUUCCUAACGAUAAAUUAAAGACUAGAAUUUUUGACAUCAUAGAAAGUUGCUUCUUGAAUAAAAAUGGAAAAGGGAAA
Messenger RNA from Ostrea edulis (European flat oyster), 1905 nucleotides. RefSeq names its product failed axon connections homolog. Gene Ontology annotation, cellular component: cytoplasm. The record is from RefSeq and is a predicted model, not a curated record. NCBI's taxonomy places the organism in Eukaryota, Metazoa, Mollusca, Bivalvia, Ostreida, Ostreidae. Bases 70 to 906 code for a protein of 278 amino acids. The transcript is spliced from 6 exons.